AGCAAACCCACAAAGAGCUAGGGUUUGCAUUGGCCUACAACUUUCCAGUGCAGGUUUCUUUUUAGAAGUCUUCCGCCUUCUGCUGUUGUUGCAUCCUUGCGCUCUUGUGUUCAAUGAAGUGAAGCACAGAGAGGAUGAGGAAAGAUUUUGGCCUUCAAUAACUGCACAAAAAGACACAGCACUUGCUCACAAUUAAGAUCCAACGAUCAAAAUGAAGACCAUCAUGUGGUUUGGGUUUGUGCUGGGUGCACUCUCUGCUACAGGCACAGUGAUCGUCACAAAAUCAGGGGAGAAAGCCAUGAUCACGUGUGGGGAGGGCAGCUUCUCUAACAAGCUGCUGUGGUAUCAUCGUGGUAACUUCAUUGUUGAAAAUAAUGUGAGAGGCUUCCCUCGCAAAGGCACAGUUGACAUUACAAAAAGGUUCAAUUUGAAGAAGGAAAUGGAUCUGGAGAUCUUGGGAGUGAAGGAAGAAGAUGCUGGACCGUUUACUUGUGUGGUAGAUGAGAAAUCUCACGAACACACACUUCUUGUGGUCUCAGUCUGGGCCAGCCCCUCCGGUGAUCUCCUGCUGGGCAGUGAGGCUACACUCCAGUGUCAGGUAAAAGGUCUGGACCAAGGCUCCACAGUGCAGUGGAAGAGGCCAGAUGGAAGCGCAUAUGGAGAGUCACACACAGCUCAACUCAGACCUGUGGACCGCUCAUAUGCAGGGACCUGGAAAUGUAUGUUCUCCUUUGGCGGCAAGGAGUACAGUGAGAGCUUGCACAUCAGUGUUAAAGAGCCUGCUCCUACAACAUCUGAACCAGUCACUUCGAAAGGCUCAAAGGACAUCCGUACCACUCCCAGUGGUGCUCAGCUGCUGGGGCUCAGCUGGUGGUUUUGGGUUGCCAUUGGAGUUGGCUCCCUGGUUGUGAUUCUCCUAAUGGUCUGUGUCAUUGUCUUGUGCAAGAGGAUCAGAAGGAGGAAGAGAAAAUUGCAGAAGAUGAAGUAUGACCGCCAGCUACUGAAGUCCAAGCAGUACUGCAAGUGUAACCGCUCAACAGCUGCAGAAAAACCGCAGCAAAGACGCCGGAAAGAGAAGCCAUCAGCCCUCCCUUUGCAACCCCAGCUAAUGGAGUGACAUGAAAGACAGAUCGAAGAAAGGAGAGAUAGACCAAAAGAAAGGCGGGGGGUGGUGGGGGGUGAGAGGAGGGGAAAGAGAGGUAUAGAUAGAGAUAAAGAAAAAAGAGAGAGCAAGUGAAAGAGAACCUCAGUGUGAAUAUGGCAUGAAUGUAAAUGGGCUUUUGAAGGCUCUUGAUGAAAAUAAAAAUCAAAUGUAAUGAUGUGGACAGCUUUUUCACCAAAUAUAACCAGUGAACUGACUGCAAAUAUGCUCUCCCACAGAGAACAGCAACAGUCUGUACUUACGUUUUAUUUAUGCAGCAUAUUAACAUGUUUAGCCUAUUCUUAGCAUUGUCAACUUCUCAUGUACUGCCUUCCAUUUUAAAUGUUAUUCUGAUGAUUUAGAUAUAAUUUCUUUCUUUUGAUUAGCUUUGAUGUUUUUGUGUACUUUUGUCUUUAUUUCUGUAGGUUGUAAAUGAAAAAUCAGAGUACUGAAUUAAAAUAUUGUGUCUAUUUUCCUCAGUCAAUAAACUAUAAAGAAAAUUA
Messenger RNA from Micropterus salmoides (largemouth bass), 1644 nucleotides. Its product is annotated as T-cell surface glycoprotein CD4-like. Gene Ontology annotation, molecular function: MHC class II protein binding; protein tyrosine kinase binding. The record is from RefSeq and is a predicted model, not a curated record. NCBI's taxonomy places the organism in Eukaryota, Metazoa, Chordata, Actinopteri, Centrarchiformes, Centrarchidae. Gene Ontology annotation, cellular component: membrane raft; external side of plasma membrane. Bases 212 to 1117 code for a protein of 301 amino acids. Gene Ontology annotation, biological process: T cell activation; interleukin-15-mediated signaling pathway; positive regulation of ERK1 and ERK2 cascade. The transcript has 9 exons.